AUGCCCCAAGGCAUCAUAGAGAUCCCAGGGGCUUCCCUCACCAUCCUGCUCCUCGCUGCAGCCCUCUGCUCCCGGACAUCCUCUGCCUCAUUUGGUGCCGACACCCCUACUGCCUGCUGCUUCUCCUAUACCUUCCGGCAGAUUCAGCGCAAUUUUGUGAACGACUAUUAUGAGACCAGCAGCCAGUGCUCCAAGCCUGCUGUCAUCUUCCUAACCAAAAGGGGCCGGCAGAUCUCUGCCAACCCCAGUGAUGCCUGGGUUCAGGAAUACAUCACCGACCUGGAGCUGAAUGCCUGAGUGGAAGCAAGGACGGCGUUAAGAGGAAGCUGUUACAUCUGAGGACAGAUUGGAAAGCAGACCUC
Trichechus manatus latirostris (Florida manatee) is the source of this 362-nucleotide messenger RNA. Its product is annotated as C-C motif chemokine 3-like. Lineage: Eukaryota; Metazoa; Chordata; Mammalia; Sirenia; Trichechidae. The record is from RefSeq and is a predicted model, not a curated record. Gene Ontology annotation, molecular function: chemokine activity. Gene Ontology annotation, biological process: eosinophil chemotaxis; immune response. Gene Ontology annotation, cellular component: extracellular region. The transcript has 4 exons. The coding region runs from base 1 to 297 and encodes 98 amino acids.